Messenger RNA from Schistosoma rodhaini, 1494 nucleotides. The record is from the annotation of a GenBank genome assembly. NCBI's taxonomy places the organism in Eukaryota, Metazoa, Platyhelminthes, Trematoda, Strigeidida, Schistosomatidae.
GUAAAAGUGUUUAUGUUUUGGGGAUUUAAAUAUCUGAAAUAAACUGGUAGUAUUCUUUAUAAAUAUCUUUCUUAUGAUAGAUCGAUUGUUCGGUCAAAUAGUUAAGUGCCUAUUGACCAACGAUAGGUUGAAAAAAAGUUAAGUACAAAAGUGUACUUAUUGACCUACACCAAAAUAUCACAAAUAAUAGCAAACCGAUAGCUAAUCAUUUGAAAAACAUCCAACCAAUAUUGUAUUACUAUGAGUUACCUAUCGAAUAGCUACUAAUUGGCAAAAUAAUACAAAUAAAGUUUUCCGACUGUACGUUCAUUUUUACCUGGCCUGUCAACAAGACUAACUAAAUAAUUGUUACGUAAGUGCCCGAUAUUAAAAAGGAGGAUUUUAUGUAGAAAAGAAGGGUUAAAGUAGCUCUUUACAGCCUAUAACAUUCAUCAAAUUACUACAGAUAACUUAUGACACAUAUCAACAUAAUCGACCUACUCAGACACAAACUAUAAUGCAUUUUAAGAAUGAAUUAACUUUACUAUGAGUGAUUUAUAUUUCGUAUCAUUUUUCUUUCAUUUUCUCCUCACUAAACAACUUCCAGAUAUACUUGAACGUGUACAUGAAUUACGUGAUAAAUUUUCCGAUAAAUUAAUCUCAGAUCAUUCUAAUGCAUCAAAAAAUAAACAGAAUAUCAAUAAUAAUAAGAAUAAUAACAGUAAUGAUAAAUUUGAUUUAAACACUUAUAUUUCAUAUAAUCAUCCUUUGAAAAUGUAUUCGCAUGAUCAUUCUAAUGAUUAUGAUAUUAAUAGACAAUGGAAUUCAUUAAAUACUUCCAUUUCUAAUGAUACUUCAUCUCAAUCGACUGAUCACAAUUCUUCUUCUCAGUAUUUCAAUGUAAAACUUCAUUCUACUCCUUUAACGUCAAUGAAGAUAUUGAAAACUUCAACAGAUAAUUAUAAUAUUCAACCAGUAGUUACUACAUCAUAUUCACAAUCUCUAGACAGUGGUAUUGAAGAUACUGUAAAUACACAAUUAAAUAUUUCUUAUAAAUCACAACCAAUAAAUUGUACACCUUCGCCGCAGUUAUUACAUAUGUCACAACGGAUAUUUAAACAAAACCCUUAUAAUAUAAAUCAACCAGUGGAAAAUGAAGUCUGUGAACAAAUAAUCGAUUUAUCUUUUAAAAAACAGAAACAGACUAAUCAUCAUCAUCAUCAUGAUGAAGAAAUUCAUCAAACUAAAGCAGAACAAAAUGUUUGGAGACCAUAUUUGGAUUAAUGAGUUUAUAUUCUAUCUGCCUUACUUUUCUCCGUCAUUUUCCCUUUAACAACUAUAAACCAAAAGAAGUAGAUUCAACUGGAAAACAGCGUCAAUUUAUUAUUUUCUUUAUACUUAUGUUCAGUUUUAUUCUUAAUAAUUUCACUUUUCCUACCAGUAACUUGUCAUAUCCAUCAAUGGUUUAUUCAUGAAAAGUUUCCAUAAAUAAAUAGAACAGUAUUGAUACAAUAA